Messenger RNA from Aspergillus affinis, 546 nucleotides. Its product is annotated as GFA family protein. The transcript is spliced from 2 exons. Gene Ontology annotation, molecular function: carbon-sulfur lyase activity. The record is from RefSeq and is a predicted model, not a curated record. Bases 1 to 546 code for a protein of 181 amino acids. Lineage: Eukaryota; Fungi; Ascomycota; Eurotiomycetes; Eurotiales; Aspergillaceae.
AUGGCAGCUGCAGCUGGGGGAGCCGAACCUUACAUACCUCUUGCCGGGUGCGCCGACGAUGGCUGGACAAAAGAAGAUCAGGCGACAGCCACAUGUUACUGUGGUGGAGUGCAGUUGGCAUUUCCAACGCAAGGCCCAGGCCUAAUCGACACGUUCACCUGCCACUGCACAGACUGCCGCAAAAUCACCGCGUCUAUGUUCGCAACCAAUUUCAUCGUCGCAGACACGUACCUCAAACAUAUACGAGGUGAAGAAACACUCAAGAAGUUUAAACAGUCGAAAACUAUUGCUUCUGGCAAGCCUAUGACAAACUGUUUCUGUUCCACGUGCGGUACGCUCAUGUACCGUGUCAGUAAUGCUUUCCCGGGACACAGUAUCUUGCGUACCGGCACAGUGGAUGAUUUCAAUCUGCAUGAAACAAAAUUGAAGCCUAGGUUUGAGGUGUAUACGAAGGAUCGGGUGGGAUGGCUCUGUGGUGCGAACGGCGUUGAGCAGGUGGAGGGAUCGAAGUAUAUUCCAAAGGCUACUGAGUCUUCAGAACUUUAA